AUGAUGAAGCGAACAGGCGUCCGGCUGCCGGCCGACGAGCCCGCGCAGCUGCCGGUCACUCCACACAGCGGCGCGCAGAUUCAGCAGGCGGGCGUUAGCAACAUGCAUACACUGGCGCAAUCUGCCCAGCCACAAAUUAUUGGUGUAUCGUCGGCUGGCGGCGUGGGCGGCGUGGCGGGCGUGGGGGGUGGCGGCAUGGUGUCGGUGGGCGCGUUCGCGCGCACGCCGCGGCCCGCCGCGCCCGUCAUCAACUACCACCUGAAGACCGGCGUGCAGUACGCCGCGCACAAGCCGCCGCCCGCCCAGCCGCCGCGCCUCAAGUUGGCACACGCACCACCGCCUUUGGGGCGACAGUCCCCAGGCGCUGUGGGCGGCGUGGCAGGCGUGGUGGGCAGCGUAGCGAGCGUGGUGCCUGGCGUGGGCAACGUGGGCACUGUGGGUGGCGUGGCUGGCGUGGCGGGCGGCAUGGGAGCGAGUGUGGGCGUUAGCGUGCCGCCGCCCGGGCCCGGCGGGCCGCCCGCCGCACAGUUCCAGCGGCUUAAAGUGGAAGACGCGCUCUCCUACCUGGACCAGGUCAAAUACAAGUUCAACACUCAGCCUCAAGUCUACAAUGACUUCCUCGACAUUAUGAAGGAAUUCAAGAGUCAGACUAUCGACACCCCGGGCGUCAUCAAGAGAGUAUCAAACCUAUUCAAAGGUCACCCUGAACUAAUAGUUGGAUUCAACACUUUCCUUCCGCCUGGCUACAAGAUAGAAGUUCAAAGCAAUGGUCAGGUGUCGGUGUCGAUGCCGUCGCCAACCGGGCUGGGCAGCGGCGUGCUGCUGGGCGUGCAGCACGCGCCGCCGCAACCGCAGCUGCUGCAUCUCCUGCCGGUGCAGCAGUCGGUGAGCGGUGCUAUUGUGCACAACUUGUCUGUAAGCGCUCCACCAGCCAACACCCUGCAUCAUAUCUCGCAAGCCCACCAGCAAAUUGAGGCUGCCUCCAUACAUCACAGUCAAGGUGGCGCGGCGCACGCAGCUGCAGCGGGUCAGCCCGUCGAAUUCAACCACGCCAUUGAAUACGUUAACAAGAUCAAGUCGCGGUUCUCGCGGCAGCCAGACAAGUACAAGCGGUUUUUGGAGAUCCUGCACGCGUACCAGCGCGGCCACCGCGAUGUUAAGGAACCACAAGCCAGGCAGCAGACCGAGCAAGAAGUUUAUUCACAGGUGGCGAAGUUGUUUGAGAACCAGGAAGAUCUGCUGGCGGAGUUUGGGCAGUUCCUGCCGGAUGCGAAGGCUGUGACUAAGCCGCCGCACUACACGUCGCAUUCUCGCACACCGCCACCUCCGCAGCAGAAUGAGAGCGAGCGGUUCGUGGGUGGCGCGUCGCCGCCCCUGGCGCCGGGCGCGCCGCCGCCGCACGCGCCGCUCUCCGCGACACACGCGCCGCCCGCCCCGCACGCGCCGCACCACGCCGCCGCGCUGCCCGCCCCGCACGCGCUGCACCACGCACCCAUUUCAAAGCAUACUACUUCCGUGAGCGUUCCAACACCACCUCCUCAACAUCAUCACCUAAAGAGAUCGCCUAGUUUCACAUCCUCCAGUCAAAUAGCGUCUGGCGCUCCGCCUCCAAAGAAGGGCCGGUCAAUGACGGCGACGCCGCCGAGCGGAGGCGGCGGGGCGGGGGGCGGGACGGGCGGCGUGGCCGGGGCGGGCGGUGCGCUGCGCGACGUGUCGUACGCCGAGGCGGCCAAGCUGGCCACCGCGCAGGACUACAGCUUCUUCGACCGCGCAAGGAAAGCACUGCGUUCGCAGCACGUCUACGAUAACUUCCUCAGGUGCCUGUUGCUGUUCACAAAUGAGAUAAUAUCGUCAUCGGAGUUGCUGUCGGUGACAAGCCCAUUCCUGUGCCGGCACCCUGAGUUGCAGAAAUGGCUGCAGGAUUUUGUCGGCCCACCCUCGCCACCGCAUACGCCUACUACUGCGCCCCAACAUACUGCGGUGGGGUAUAUGGGUGUGGGCGGAACGGCGGGCACGGGCGGCGUGGGCAGCGUGGGCGCGGGCGGCCCUCUGCUGGGCUACACGCGCGAGCGCCUGAGCGACAGCAAGCGCUAUGAGCCUGGCGCGCAGCCGCGCAACGAGCGCGUGCAGGGCGACGCCGCCAUGGACAUAGAUCUGACAACGUGCAAGCGGCUGGGCACGUCGUACUGCGCACUGCCGCGCGACGCCGCCGCGCGCCGCUGCUCGGGCCGCACGCCGCUCUGCAAGGAGGUAUUGAAUGACACAUGGGUGUCUAUACCGACAUGGAGUGAAGAUUCAACAUUUGUCACAUCACGCAAGACCCAGUAUGAAGAAUAUAUAUAUAGAUGUGAAGAUGAGAGAUUUGAGCUGGACGUGGUGAUCGAGACGAAUGCGGCGACGAUCCGAGUGCUGGAGGGCGUACAGAAGAAGCUAUCUCGCAUGAGCGCCGAGGAGGCUGCCAAGUACCGUCUUGACGACUGCUUGGGCGGACACUCGCCCACCAUUCAUCAGCGCGCGCUGCGCCGCAUUUACGGUGAUAAGGUGGCUGUGGACAUCAUCGCAGGACUGAAAAAGAACCCCGCAGUAGCCGUGCCAGUCGUCUUAAGGCGGCUUAAAGCGAAGGAGGAAGAAUGGCGAGAAGCGCAAAAGGGCUUUAACAAGCAGUGGCGCGAGCAGAACGAGAAGUACUACCUGAAGUCGCUGGACCACCAGGGCAUCAACUUCAAGCAGAACGACCUGAAGGCCAUGCGGUCCAAGUCGCUGUUCAACGAGGUAGAGGCGGCCUUCGCCGCGCGCCGGCCGCCGCCGCACCUCGUCGUGGACUACGGCCUGCACUCGCGCCAAGAGGGCAUCAAGAUCCUGCGCGACGCGGCGGAGCUGCUGAUCCACCACGCGCGGCGGCAGACGGGCAUCCAGAAGGCGGAGAAGCGCCGCAUCAAGCAGCUGCUGCGCCACUUUCUGCCGGAUCUCUUCUCGCACCCGCGCCAGCCGCUCUCCGACGACGAGCGCGACGACGAAGAGAAAGAUGAGCCCGCGAGUCCAUGCAGCCCGGCUGGUGAGCAGGACGACAAGAAUAACACUAAUGUCAAACAGGAAAAACAGGAGUCUUCAGAGUCUGAUAAUGCAUCUGAUAAAAGCAGUAGGAACAACAAGAAUGAUAAGGAAAACAAGCCUAAGAAUAACAACAUGGAUAAUAAUAAAGACAGUACAAAUGCAAGCUUAAAAAGAAGCAGUAGUAAUGAGGAUCCUUUCAGUAUGAAGUCUGAACCUGAAGUGAAGACGGAGGACUUGGAGGAAGACUACAGAGAUUAUCCACCUAAUGAGAGGCGGUUCGUGUGCACGUCAUCGUGGUACCUGUUCCUGCGGCUGCACGGCGUGCUGUGCGCGCGGCUGGGCGCGGCGCGGCGCGCGGCGGCGGCGCUGGCGGCCGAGUGCGGCGCGAGUGGCGGGGCGGGCGGCGGGGCGGCGGCCGCGCUACGCCUGCGCCCCGGCAGCCUGGCGCCCGCCGCGCCACCCGCCGGCCAUUACCCCGCGCUGCUGGAGCUGGUGCGCGCCGUGCUGGACGGCAACACGGAGCCGGCCGCCUACGAAGACGCCGUGCGCGAGAUGCUCGGCAUCAAGGCUUACCCCGCCUACACGCUCGAUAAGAUCGUUUCCAUCGCCGUCAGACAGCUGCAACACUGCGCGUCGGAGCCGUGGUCUGUUCGCGCGGCGGAGAUGGCAGCUCGAGCGCUGCGUGGCGGGGCGGGCGGCGGCGCGGGCGGCGGCGCGUACGUGCGGCGCGCCGCCCGCUACCUGCGUCAGGACCACACCGCCUUCCUCGUGCGCCUGUACGGCGGAGACGAGUGCAGGGUGACGUUCGAGCUGCUGGAGGGCGGCGGCGAGGGCCGCAGCUCGCCGCACAACAACGACAGCUCCCGGCUCUCGCCUACCGCACAGGGGCGCAGUCGCGAGUGCAGCAGCACGCCGGUGUCGCGCGUGGCGGCCUGGUCGCUGUACGCGGAGCGCUACGCGCGGCCGGACACGGCGGGCGCGGGCGCGGGGGCGGGGGCAGCCGCGCGCCACAAGCCCGUGUUCCUUCGCCGCAACGCGCGCCGCGCCGGCGCCGCCGACACCGGCGCCACCGCCUGCAGCAGCGCUGCACCGCCACACGCACCCCCACACGCACCCAACGUGCGCCGCCGCAAGCCGCCGCGCCUGCACGACCAGUCCGAGUGCACGCUCGCUACAGGAAUACGGCUGGUGGGCGGGCGCGCGCACGUGGCGUACCGCGCGGGCAGCCUGGCGGCGGCGCGCGCCUCGCACGCGCGCCUGCACGCCGCGCGCCGCGCACGCUUCCGCGCCUGGCUGCGGCACCGCCAGCACCACAACCCGCAGUACCAGCUCCACCAGCCCGCCUAG
Molecule: messenger RNA, 4401 nt
Organism: Parnassius apollo (apollo)
Lineage: Eukaryota; Metazoa; Arthropoda; Insecta; Lepidoptera; Papilionidae
Source: the annotation of a GenBank genome assembly